AUGGCAAUGAAAAACUACAGUACUAUCACUGAGUUCAUUAUCCUUGGACUAUCUACUGACCCCCAUAUUCAGGCUGUACUCUUUGUGCUGUUCCUUUUGAGUUACCUCCUCACUUUGAUGGGAAAUUUCUUGAUGCUGCUGGUAAUUAGAACUGAUUCUCACCUCCACACACCCAUGUACUUCUUUUUGAAACAGUUAUCCUUCCUGGACCUCUGCCACUCAUCUGUCACAGUCCCUAAGAUGCUGGAGAAUCUACUUUCUGAAAGUAAAACCAUCUUUGUAGAGAGCUGUCUAGCUCAGGCUUUCUUUGUGUUUGCCACUGGGGGUACCGAGGCAUGUCUGCUGGCUGUGAUGGCCUAUGACCGCUAUGUUGCUAUCAGCUCCCCUCUGCUCUAUGGCCAGGUAAUGAGCAACCAGCUCUGCAUUGGGCUGGUGUGGGGCUCCUGGGGCCUGGCCUUUGCUGAUGCUCUCAUCAACAUCCUCCUGGCUAUCAAUUUAGACUACUGUGAGGACCAAACUAUUCCCCACUUCAGCUGUGAGCUGUCUUCUCUCUUCCCUCUGUCAUGCUCUGAUACCUCCACCAACUUCACACUCCUGCUCUGCUCCUCUGUCUUGCAUUUCUUUGGAACCUUCGUUAUGAUUGUUUCUUCCUAUGCCUGUAUUGUCUCCACCAUCCUGAGCAUCAGCUCCACCUCAGGCAGGAGUAAGGCCUUUUCCACUUGCUCUUCUCACCUCACUACUGUGAUCUUGUUUUAUGGCUCAGGUUUCGUCAGCUAUCUCUUACCAACUUCAGGUUCCCCUCUGGAGAUGAUCUUCUCCUUACAAUACAGUGUGAUCACACCCAUGCUGAAUCCCCUCAUCUACAGCCUGCAGAACAAGGAGGUGAAGGCAGCUAUGGGAAGAAUGUCCAGAAAAUAUUUUCAUCAUUUCAUGUAG
Molecule: messenger RNA, 936 nt
Organism: Equus quagga
Lineage: Eukaryota; Metazoa; Chordata; Mammalia; Perissodactyla; Equidae
Product: olfactory receptor 8S1-like
Exons: 1
Coding region: 1-936 (311 amino acids)
Biological process (GO): G protein-coupled receptor signaling pathway
Cellular component (GO): membrane
Molecular function (GO): G protein-coupled receptor activity; olfactory receptor activity
Source: RefSeq, a predicted model, not a curated record